AUGUAUAAAACACAAAUUGUUAAAUACAAGCAAUAUCUAAAAGCAGAAAGCGAUCACCUAAUCAAAGCAAUAGUACAGCAUGAUACAAGUAGGGAUAGAUAUUCAAUAAUAAAGGAAGCACAAGAAAUAGAAAGAGAACUACAUCUACCUCAAGGAAAUGCACUAACAGAUGAAGAAAUUAGGAAAUCCACAGUAAAUAGGCACAACGAAAUAUGGAGAAAUAAACAGCUACAUGGUCAAUUUCCCAAAAAAGUCUUAGAUCAGGGUAACAUAGACAAGGAACUGUCAUUUAAAUGGAUUAAGAAACAGCAGAUAUCUCCAAGCAUCGAAUCCUCAAUAUUUGCAAUACAGGACCAAGCAAUUAUGACACGACAACACCAACGUGACAUACUUAAGGAGCCAGUAGACGGCAAGUGUCGGCUGUGUGCAAGCAAAGAUGAGACCACUCAGCACAUAAUAUCUGGUUGUGAAAAACUGGCAGGGACCUAUUAUGUUAAACGACAUAAUAACCUUGUUCAGUACAUCUACUGGUGCUUGGCUCGACAGCAUAAAAUGGAAGUUUCUCACUUAUGGUGGAAGGAAACACUGACUCAACCACAAGUAAAAGAAAAUAACUCAGCCAAAAUUAUGUGGGAAAUCCCUGUUCAAACUGAUGUUACCAUAACGCACAAUAGACCGGAUUUAAUUUAUACAAACAAAGAUAACAACAAAACUUACCUAAUAGAUGUAACUGUACCGUCAGAUUAUAACAUCGGAGCUAAAGAAAUUGAAAAAUUAAGCAAAUACCACCUACUCAAAACUGAAAUCAGCCGUUUGUGGAACACACAAACGGUUGUCAUUCCAAUAGUAAUAGGAGCAACAGGAGUAGUAGCUAAAAGCAUAAAAAAGUACUUAGAACAGCUAGAUUCCAACAUUGACGUUAGCAUUCUUCAGAAACAAGCAGCCAUACAUACAACAAUCAUACUCAGUAAAGUACUUGGAGACACUGUUUUCGUACACAAUAUACAAGACCCACUUUCACAAAAUACACAACUAUCAGUAGAUAGAGACACGCAGCAAUCACCAGACACACAGCAGUUAGCAGACACACCACACUCUCUCAACACAACUCAUGAACCUAGCACAAACAAUUUACAAAGACGAGGAAGAGGUAGAGGAAGGAGAAGAAAUGGCGCGCAACGUGUAAACGUUAGCUUGUUUUACUUUGUUUCAGAUGUAAUCCCAGUAAGAGUAAAUCUCUGGAUAAUGAUAUUUACGAGCUGUUGGGUAGUAUAUAUGCUGCGGGUAAACAUGAGUCUUAACCUGAUCGCCAUGGUACCUCAACCAGCUAAAAAUAUCUCGUCACGAUCUCAGUGUACUCCUGAAAAUGAGAUAGUUAACCAUACACUUCGUUACGCUGAUGUGGCAGAAGUUAAAAAAGCUCCAAGACAGAUACAAGGUGGCUCCUUUGAUUGGUCUAAAGAUCAACAGGCUACAAUUCUUGGCGCAUAUUUCUGGUGCUAUCCUGUCACUUCUUUACUCGGAGGGAUGGUGGCUGAGCGAUGGGGUCCGAGAUAUGUGAUUUUAGUUACAUCCCUUAUAAGUGCAGUAUUAACUAUACUGAGUCCGGCUGCCGCUAGACUUAAUUAUAUCGCGCUUAUUGUUGUACGAUUUUUCCUUGGAUUUGCUGGGGGUUUUAUGUAUGCUGCUCUUCAUGUUUUAGUAGCACGACGGGCACCUCCAGACGAAAAAGGCAAAUUCAUAAGUGCUUUGAUGGGAGGAACUUUAGGAACAGUUGCUACAUGGUCUCUCACAGGUCCCUUAUUAGACAAAUAUGGAUGGGCUUCCGCAUUUUAUGUACCUGGAGCACUCACGUUUGUGUGGUGUAUUUUUUGGUGGUAUCUUGUGGCGGAUACGCCUUCAGAACAUCCUAGAAUAUCAAUACCAGAAAGAAAAUACAUCUUAGACGCACUAGGUGAUAAAAUUAAGAAAUCGAAGAGUCUGCCUCCGUUCAAAAGAAUCUGUACAUCAUUCCCAUUUUUAGCCAUGAUUAUUUUGCACUUUGGAAAUCUAUGGGGCCUAUAUUUCAUUAUGACAGUUGGACCUCAAUUCGUUUCCAGUGUUCUUGGUUUUGAACUAGCAACAAUAGGUAUUAUAUCUGCUCUGCCUUACCUUGCUAGACUCUUUAUGGCAACAAUAUUUGGAACUAUAGGAGACUGCAUACUAUCGAGGAAACUUAUGACAACGACUGCUAUAAGAAAAUUCUUCUGUUUGUUCUCACAUAUAAUACCCGGAAUUCUACUCGUGUUGCUGAUGUAUACAGGUUGUUCAACUGCGUUAUCUGUAGCAAUGAUUACUAUGUCGAUGGGUUUCAAUGGAGCAGCCACUUUAACAAAUCUUCAGAAUCACCAAGAUCUAGCUCCUAAUUACGCUGGAACAUUGUAUGGAAUUGCCAAUUUUAUUGGAAGCACUGCGGGAUUCUUUACACCAAUGAUAACAGCGUAUUUUACCAGAAAAGGGGACACCUUCGAUCAAUGGCGUCCCGUAUUCUUCAUAGGAGCGUCAGUGUACAUAGUGUCAGCAAUAUUCUUUAUUUUGUUCGGUACUGGUAAUAUUCAAGACUGGAAUUUUUCUGAAAAUGACAAAACAGAUAAAAAUAAAUCUGAUGAUGGCAAUGAUAUGAAUGAUACUUCCAAGAAUAGUAAUGAGAAAGAUUUAAAAGAAAACCCAACAAGCAUCACCACUAGGACAUAAAAACUACGAAUUUAAGUAGUUCAAGUAAGCGUUAACGUAAUAGUUUAGAUAGUUAUAUUUGUCAUAGAAUAUUAAAUGAAAGAGAUCUGACUAGAAUAUUAGACAUUUUAAAAGAACUAUAUUUAGAAUUAUUAUGUCAGAUAUUGAACUUAAUAUUUUCCUAUUCCUGUACUAAUUGUACAGUGUAUAAGAUGUACUUAGAUAAAUUAUAAUCGCUAGAUAAAAUGGAUAGAUAAUGAUUAAAUAGGACUUAAUGAUGCAUUUCUGAGUUUUUAAGUAAUUAAAAUUUAUUGUCUACAGUAUAUUCCAUUUGUGCCUAAUGAAUAUUGAUAAAAUACACUGUGAUGUUUAUUACCAAAAAUGUAUAUAUCUAUCUACUCGUUUUAUUAUAUAUUUUUGUCAAUAUUUAUUAAAUUAUUAGUAGAGUAUUACUGAAUGACAUAAGGGUAAUAUAACGUGUAGUCCUUCUCCCAAAUUAAAUAUUAAUAUGAUUUCAUUUUGUGUAUUUAUACUUAUUACUGAUUAUUUAUGUUAUUUAAAUUGUUAUACUUUGACGAUAAUGUAAUUAAUUCAUGAAAUACAAUUUACGAUACAAUAUUGUUUAAUUCAUAAAA
Melitaea cinxia (Glanville fritillary) is the source of this 3347-nucleotide messenger RNA. RefSeq lists its product as uncharacterized. Lineage: Eukaryota; Metazoa; Arthropoda; Insecta; Lepidoptera; Nymphalidae. The coding region runs from base 1 to 2733 and encodes 910 amino acids. Gene Ontology annotation, biological process: transmembrane transport; monoatomic anion transport. Gene Ontology annotation, molecular function: transmembrane transporter activity. The transcript is spliced from 7 exons. Gene Ontology annotation, cellular component: plasma membrane. The record is from RefSeq and is a predicted model, not a curated record.